AUGUCGCGUACAUCUCUCCGGCCCGCCUGUGCCCAAGAUCUCCCCGCCCUUGCAGACUUGGCUGCGCAGGCCAUGCUGGAGGAUGAACUCUUUGCCCACAUCUGCCCGCACCGGUAUGAGCAUUAUUCGGACUUCCGCUAUGGCUUUCUCCGUCGCCUGAAGAAGCGACUCGUGACUCCGGGGUAUGUGAUGAUAGUCGCGGUGGAGAAUGAGGGCCCUCAUAGCGAGCUCAUCCCUCUAGAGCGAAAACUUCUAGAUUUAGAAGAUCGCUAUCUUGCGCUGGUCUACCCCGAUCGCAGCGUAGAUCCCCACCGGCUUGAACAUUACACAGCGUCUCUCGUGGACUGUUUCCCCUUUUCCAAGUAUCCAGAACUUUGGUUUCUUGCAACCGUUGCGGUGGAUCCGGGGUCUCAACGACGUGGCAUCGGUCGGCAAUUAGUGCAAUGGGGCCUGCACCAGGCACUGGAUGAGAAAGUACCAGUGGGGUUGGAAGCCAGUGUCAAAGGCACUGCGCUCUAUGAGAAGUUGGGAUUCCAACGCGUCAACACAGUCGAGCUAAUUCCGGGCCUUCCCAUUCGAGCCAUGCUCUACGAGUAG
Molecule: messenger RNA, 597 nt
Organism: Penicillium bovifimosum
Lineage: Eukaryota; Fungi; Ascomycota; Eurotiomycetes; Eurotiales; Aspergillaceae
Exons: 2
Coding region: 1-597 (198 amino acids)
Molecular function (GO): acyltransferase activity, transferring groups other than amino-acyl groups
Source: RefSeq, a predicted model, not a curated record